GUGAGCCCUCUUACCCCAUCUGCCCUGCACCCAUGAAACCAGAGCUGCUCUUAUCUGCAGCAGAUCAUACAGAACCCCGGAGAACCACCCCACCCAUCCACCGCUUCUUCUGAGACAUCAGAUCCAGCCUCGCACUCCUGCCACUGGCCUGAGACCUCCUGCCACCAGAGCAGAGCCCUCGCUUUCUUACCUCCUCCCUGGGCGUCGUUCUGGUGACGGGAUGGCACUCCUGGAACUGGCCAUCUCCUCCUUCUUCUGGGCUUCUGGCCUUAUGCUGCCACAGUUGGAGCAACCCGAAGUAUCAGUUACUGGAGUAAGAGAUAAGAGUGUAGUCCUAUCUUGUAAGGUGCCCUCUGACAGCUUUGACAAAGAUUACAUACACUGGUACCAGCAGAAACCAGAUCAGGGCCUGAAACAGCUAAUGUACGUCUUGACAGCAUCUGCUCUAGGCGACUUAGGAGGGAAGAAAAACAAACUUGAGGCAAGAAAAUAUGCUUCCAUUUCCACCUCCACCUUGAAAAUCAGUUUCUUAAAGAAAGAAGAUGAGGCUACGUAUUACUGUGCCCUCUGGAUUUAUACCUCAGGCUGGAUCAAGAUUUUUGGAGAAGGGACCAAGCUCAUAGUAAUUCCUCCUGACAGAAAGCUUGAUGCAGACAUGGCCCCCAAGCCCACUAUAUUUUUCCCUUCGAUUGCUGAAAUAAACCUCGAUAAGGCUGGAACACAUCUUUGUCUUCUGGAAAAUUUUUUCCCUGAUGCUAUUAAGGUACAUUGGAAAGCAAAGGACAGCAAUACAGUUCUGGAAUCCCAGCAGGGAAACACCAUCAUGACGAACGAUACAUACAUGAAAUUCAGCUGGCUGACCGUGCCUGAAAAGUCAAUGGAUACAGAACACAUAUGUGUGGUCAAACAUGAGAAUAACAAAGGAGGAAUUGAUCAAGAGAUUCAUUUUCCUCCAAUUAACCAAGAGGACACUACAAAGCCUUGCCUGAAAAAAGAAAGUGGAAUCUCCUUGACGCACAGUGUGAAAUGGCUCAGACACAGUGCGGCUGCAGCGCGAGAGCACGUCCGCCUACUACGCGUACCUCCUCCUGCUGCUCAAGAGCGGGCUCUACUUCUGCGUCGUCGCCUUCCUCCUGCUGCGGAGAACAGCCGUGUGCGGGCACGGGAAGGGCUCGUGACGGAGGGUGCCGGAGGGCCGGCUGUUCCUCACCGUCUGUUGUCUGAAAAAGACGUCUGCUGAGGACCUAGCGGGGCUUCCCUCCUGGGUUUGGGUCAUUGCAGAUAAUUUUUUUUUAAUUAUUGUGUAACGUUUUUUCAAACUGCUGGGCAAACAUAUUUUACUCUGUAACAAGGAAUUCUGCCAUUACUCGGGGUUGGGAGGGGGCGGGCAGAGGGCAGGCCCCCGGGAGCCUUUCCCGCCUCGUCCCCACGGGCUCUUCGGCUCCUCCGGCCACACGAGUCCCCGCCCUGAGCGCCCUCCGCCCGCGCGGCCGCCCCGACCUUCCCCGGCGCACACCCCGCGCCCGCCAGCUUUGCCACUUCAGUUCUGUACUUCGUUCUUCAUAAUGGGCACAAGAAAUUAAAACAGAAAUCAAAAGCC
This is a messenger RNA of Camelus dromedarius (Arabian camel), 1600 nucleotides long. RefSeq names its product T-cell receptor gamma chain C region C10.5. Bases 221 to 1240 code for a protein of 339 amino acids. The record is from RefSeq and is a predicted model, not a curated record. NCBI's taxonomy places the organism in Eukaryota, Metazoa, Chordata, Mammalia, Artiodactyla, Camelidae. The transcript is spliced from 7 exons.